This is a messenger RNA of Ceratosolen solmsi marchali, 1619 nucleotides long. RefSeq names its product peptidyl-prolyl cis-trans isomerase CWC27 homolog. The coding region runs from base 36 to 1574 and encodes 512 amino acids. The record is from RefSeq and is a predicted model, not a curated record. The transcript is spliced from 9 exons. Gene Ontology annotation, molecular function: peptidyl-prolyl cis-trans isomerase activity. Gene Ontology annotation, cellular component: catalytic step 2 spliceosome. Gene Ontology annotation, biological process: protein peptidyl-prolyl isomerization; protein folding. Lineage: Eukaryota; Metazoa; Arthropoda; Insecta; Hymenoptera; Agaonidae.
AUUCGUAUGCAUAUUUAAUGCAGAAAUAAAAGAAAAUGAGUAACAUUUAUAUACUCGAGCCACCUACCACUGGAAAGGUCGUUAUGAAAACAACUAUCGGAGACAUAGACUUAGAAUUGUGGACAAAAGAAGCUCCAAAAGCAUGUAGAAAUUUCAUACAAUUAUGCAUGGAAGGAUAUUAUGAUAAUACAAUAUUUCAUCGAGUGGUUAAGGGAUUUAUUGUUCAAGGAGGAGAUCCAACGGGUACGGGAGAAGGUGGUGAAAGUAUCUAUGGAGAACACUUUAAAGAUGAGUUUCACACAAGAUUACGAUUUUGCCGAAGAGGUCUAUUGGCUAUGGCAAAUUCUGGCAAAGACGAUAAUGGAUCUCAAUUUUUUUUCACGCUUGCCGCUGCACCAGAAUUGCAAAACAAGCACACAAUAUUUGGAAAGGUCACGGGUGAAACUGUGUUCAAUAUGAUAAAGCUUGAGGAUGCUCUUGUCGACGAAAACGACAGGCCAAUCUAUCCUCAAAAAAUACUAAAAACAGAAAUUCUAAGCAAUCCCUUUGAUGAUAUUGUAGCCAGAGUUCUUAAAGCGAAUGUUGUAGAAGAAAAGACAAGGAAAAAGCAAAGAAAAGGUGUAAAAGAUUUUAAAUUAUUAUCAUUUGGAGAGGAAGCUGAAGAAGAUGAAGAAGAGUCUGUUGUUUUAAGUAAGCAAUUGGGUGGCAAAAGUAAAUCGGCCCACGACAAUUUAUCAGAUCCGAAAUUAAGUUCCGAGCCUGUGUUUACAACUGAUAGCCCACCGAAUAAAAAAAUGAGAGAAAAUAAUAGUGAUUCGGAGAGUGAUAGGGAUUCAAUGCUUAUAGAAGAAGAAGAAGAAGAAGAAGAAGAAGAAGAAGAAGAAGCCUCAGAAGAUAAAGAAAAGCACGAAAUGGCAGAAAGAGUAAAAAAUAAAUUAAAAGAAUCCAAGAAUUUGAUUUUAAAAAAAAAACUAGAUAAUACGGUUAAUAAUAAAGAAAAGAAUGAUUCGGAAGAGGAGUACUAUCUUGGAAAGGAUAGAAAAGAUGAGAGAAAGAGACAAACGGAAGAAAUCAAAAAGGAAAUUCGUGAUUUUAAACGUGAAAUAAGAAAAGAACAAAAUAAAAAGUUGGACGAAGAAAAGCAGAAGAUCGAAGAGAAAAAAAUAUCCGAAGUUAUUAAACAAUAUCAUGAAACGCAAGAAAAAUAUAAAAAAGAAACGUCCAAAUUUCCUAAAAAAGGUUCCUCGCGAGAAGAUUUUACACUUCAGUUGCUCAAUAAAUUUAAGAAUAAAGUAAACAGUGCCAGAGAACAACAUUUGGAUAGCGAAUGUUCGACGUCGGGCAAUAAAAACGAUGAAGAAAAGGAUGAUGAUGUUGAUGAUCCAAAUGAUGAAUCUUGGAUGACUCAUGCUUUACGAUGCGAAGACAAAGCACCAGUUUUAGCCAAAGACGCCAGUACAAAGGGUGACGAUUGGUUUGAAAUUUACGAUCCUAGAAAUCCAUUGAACAAACGAAGACGCGGUGAAACAUCGGAUAAAUCGAAAAUCGAAGGACAGAAUAAAAGUAGGAGAUGAGCUUCCUAAUGAAUAUGAAAAAGUCUGAAAAACAACAUAAUUUUC